CCCCCAAUCAUUCAAAUGUCAUUCCUCAGCUGAGCGCACCUCACGACGGUGGUCCGAUCGAAACAGGUGUUGAGGAGAGAAAAUGUCAAGCAUGGCUUCAGCGUCAAUGAGGAAAGUUGUCAGCCCGAGGAACCUAGGCAGUGCCUUUAAAUCUCCAAAGGUCAAUCGUGCUUUAAAUGCAGCUAUUAAAGGCGAUCUUGACUGGAGUCCCCACUCAGUUGCUUCUGUGCCUAAGAAGAAUUCUCUGAGUCCUUUCGUGAGCAAUGUCAGCAAUGUUCUAUCACCGUACUCUAACACUAGCAAACCUCGCCCAGCAUAUGCCUCUUCUGUAUCAAGAAAAAGCAAGAGUGCUCGGAAACUACCAUGGAGUGAUGGAGGAAGUAGCCCUUCACCCUUUGAGAGUGAUCACUUUAUAGAUUCUGUCCAGCUCAUUGUUUCCCCUGUCAGUCGAGUGGAUAAAUGUUGCCACUUUGAACCAUCCGCUGACACUCCUGAUAGAGCUGAAUUGAUCAAAAUUUUCAGCCAGAAACGAAGUGGCUUGCACAUCUUGGGGAAAGGUACUUUUGGUACCGUAUUGGAAGCAAAGUACAAAGGUCAGAAAGUGGCAGUCAAAAUUGUUCCAUCAACUCCAGAGGCAUGUAGGCAAGUUAAAAAUGAGAUGAAUUGCCUAACUUUUCAUCACCCAAAUAUUGUAUCCGUUUUGAAAGUGACUCCAUCUGAAGAUAAGAUUGCUGGAAUAGUCAUCAUGGAGAGAAUUUGUGGGUACUCCCUUCAAAAGUUUGUAGAUCUUGGUUACUUAAGAGAUAAGGUCAACCUGAGGUUUAGGUAUAGUAUGCAAAUAGGUACUGCUCUUGCCUACUGCCACAAGCAAAGAAUACUGCACCUUGAUGUGAAGCCCCAAAAUGUUCUAGUUGAUAUCUUCACGGACACUUGCAAAUUAUGUGAUUUUGGCUGCUCUUCCACGUUUGAAAAGGUGGAAUUCUCUCUGCAGGGAACAGUAGGCUAUGUUGCACCUGAAAUAUUACAAGGAAACAAACCCACAGCAGCUGCAGAUGUCUACUCUCUGGGGAUAACCAUGUGGCAACUUAUGUCCGGAGAAACUCCCUACAAAGAGUUGCGGGGUCAUACUGUCAUCUACAAGGUUGUUGCUGCCGAAUAUCGUCCUGAACUACCUGAAAUCCUCUGUCCUGAAGAUGGGCGAUAUCUCUCCCUAGUUAAGAGAUGUUGGUCACAGUCUGCAGAAUGUCGUCCAACAAUUGAGGAGGUAACAAACGAGUUGCAUCUUGAAUACACUAAUGGUAAGCCAGAGCAUUCAUGGGUUGUGUAAGUGCGCUUUGCCUUUUUCAAGAUAGAUUGAAAGUUUGUCUUAAGUAAAAUUAUUCUGUGAUACUUCAAUAAUGUUUAACUCACUAGUCACAUCAUAUUCUGUAGGGAUAGUGUAAUGAAAUAUCUGUACAUAACUAGCAAAUGAAUUAGGAACAAAGAAAAAUUUUACUUGUAUUGUCUAUGAUAAUGUCACUGCCAAUGCACUUUUAUUUUGUCAGACUGAUUUAAUUUACUUCAUUUAAAAUAUCAAGCAAUAAAUUUUAUAACUGUUA
This is a messenger RNA of Thrips palmi, 1598 nucleotides long. It is a transcript of the gene Mos, whose product is annotated as serine/threonine-protein kinase mos. Lineage: Eukaryota; Metazoa; Arthropoda; Insecta; Thysanoptera; Thripidae. The record is from RefSeq and is a predicted model, not a curated record. Gene Ontology annotation, molecular function: ATP binding; protein kinase activity. Gene Ontology annotation, biological process: negative regulation of metaphase/anaphase transition of meiotic cell cycle; protein phosphorylation; positive regulation of MAPK cascade. Gene Ontology annotation, cellular component: cytoplasm. Bases 83 to 1327 code for a protein of 414 amino acids. The transcript has 6 exons.